Messenger RNA from Durotheca rogersii, 2280 nucleotides. RefSeq names its product glycerone kinase. Gene Ontology annotation, biological process: glycerol catabolic process. The transcript has a single exon. Bases 263 to 2026 code for a protein of 587 amino acids. NCBI's taxonomy places the organism in Eukaryota, Fungi, Ascomycota, Sordariomycetes, Xylariales, Xylariaceae. Gene Ontology annotation, cellular component: cytosol. Gene Ontology annotation, molecular function: ATP binding; glycerone kinase activity. The record is from RefSeq and is a predicted model, not a curated record.
CAUAACAGCCCUCGCUCUCGUCCACAGACAGACAUACAUACAGACUAACUCACGCCCACACCUUUCGCCUCGCAAACAAUUGAUUUCUUUUCUGGUCGCCGUGAGAGGCACCCUGACGGUUUACCCGAUAACUCCCCUCCCCCGGUGCACUCCUCCAAUCAACCCUCGCAAUCGCCUCUCUCCAUCCAGCGCUUUUCGUCAUCAGACCCAGAAACGAGAUCCCGUCCCGCAUCGCAGCGUGCACGGCGCAUAGCAUCGCACAAUGUCGAAACGCCAUCUCUUCGAGUCCCCCGACGGCCUCGUCACCAAGGCGCUCCGGGGCAUUGUCGCCUACAACCCUUCGCUAUCACUGGAUGAAACCAACCGAGUGGUAUUCGAUACGACCUACAAUAAGUCCAAUGUCUCGAUAAUCAGCGGUGGCGGCUCUGGCCACGAACCCGCUUGGUCCGGUUAUGUCGGCGAAAACCUGCUGGCCGCCUCGGUGGCGGGCGAUAUAUUCGCCUCUCCUAGCACGAAGCAGAUCCUUGCCGCAAUCAACGCGGUGCCGUCCCAGAAGGGGACCAUCUUGGUUAUCACCAAUUACACAGGCGAUCGCCUCCACUUCGGCCUAGCGAACGAGAAAGCCAUUGCGAGCGGCCACAAGUGCAGGAUGAUCACCUGCGGUGACGACGUAUCGGUUGGCCGAAAGAGCAAGCUCGUUGGCCGGCGCGGCCUGGCGGGGCAGCUCGGAGUGUUGAAGGUAAUGGGUGGCGCAUCCGGCGCUGGCGGCUCUCUCGACCAGGUUUACGACCUUGGCGUCGCAUUCUCCCAACAGAUCGUCUCGAUUGCUGCUACCCUCGACCACUGCCACGUUCCCGGUCGGGCCGAGCACGGCACGUUGGCGAGCGACGAGGUGGAGAUCGGAACUGGCCCCCAUAACGAGCCUGGCUACAGGAAGCUGUCUCCCGUGCCGUCGCCGCAGGAUCUCGUCAGGCAGAUCCUGACGUAUUGCCUAGACGAGAAAGACCCUGAGCGUGGUUACGUCAAUUUCAAGGAAGGGGAUGAGGCCAUACUACUCGUCAGCAACUUCGGCGGUAUGUCGCACCUCGAGAUGGGCGCGCUAUUGGACGAGCUCCUCGAACAGCUCGCGGAAAACUGGAAGAUCGCCCCGGUGCGCGUCAGCUGCGGUUUCCUCGAGACGUCACUCAAUGCACCAGCUUUCUCGGUGUCUGUCGUUAACGUGACUGCUGCUGCCCGGAAUUGUUCGUACUCGGUCGAGGAGAUCAAGGCCUUCUUCGAUGUCCGAACUAACACACACUGGGAGUCGAUGACCGGGUCGCAAUCGGUGCGCCGUGCUAGGCAACAGCAAUUUGUGCAGCCGCCUCACGUGCCCCGAAAGCCCGUCGAGGACGCCAAGGACGUCAAGAUCGACCCUGCGACCCUGGACAGGAUGCUGCGCAGUGCCUGCGAUGCGCUGAUCGCUGCGGAGCCCGACCUGACUAAGUGGGAUACGGUAAUGGGUGACGGUGACUGCGGCGAGACUCUUAAGACGGGUGCGACCUGUCUGAUUGCCGCGCUGGACGCAAACCUGGCUGCCAAGGGUUCGAUCAUCGAGGUCCUGCAGGAGCUCGAGGAAAUCGUCGAAGGCAAAAUGGGCGGCACCCUCGGCGGCAUUCUCGGCAUUUUCUUCGUCUCUAUCCGGAUCAGCCUCGAGGGGAACGCCGCUCUAGCGAAGACGGAAGGGCUCACGAAACAAUGGGCCAAUGCCAUCACAUCGUCCCUCGAAAAUCUACGGCGGUACACGCCGGCCCAGGUCGGCGACCGGACCGUCAUGGAUACUUUGAUUCCCUUUGCGCAGGGUCUGCAAUCUGGGGGCUUCGCCGGUGGCGUAGCGGCAGCGAUUCGGGGAGCCGAAUUAACCAAGACGCUCAAGCCAAAAUUAGGCAGAGCUACCUACGUCGGCGCCGACACUAGCAAGGGCCUGCCGCCAGACCCUGGCGCUUGGGGGGCAAUGGUUGCCAUCAAGGGCCUGCAGUCAGGCUUGUAACUGAAUGAACCUAGCUUGCAAGCCGGUCCGGGCUCCUCGAUAACUUGUUCAGGCCAGGGCGGUGCGUUGACAAGCUGUGGGUAGCUAAAUAGGCUUCGCAUAGCAAUUGCGUGUAAUAAAUUCUAGCUAGAGGGGUGAAAAUGUUCACGAGGUAGAUUUUAUCGUCACCCGUUUUCUUGCUGUGAAAUGUGCUGCAGGUUCAGUGGUAAGCAGGUAGGUAGGUAUAACCAUGCCGAUAUUUAUUGCCCUCAUCG